AUGACAUCCAACUUCAAAUCCAUCCCGGUCAUCGACCUAUCCCUCGCCAAGUCGCCCGUAACCCGGCCCAAACUUAUCCAAGAACUCCACCACGCCCUCACCUGCAUUGGGUUCCUGUAUAUCACGAAUCACGAUGUUCCACAGGACGUAAUCGCCGACCUGAAACAUGCCCUCCCUAAACUAUUUGCCCUCGAUCCAGCCGAAAAAGAAGAAGUGGCUUUACACAACUCCCCCCAUUUUCUGGGAUACAGCCAAGUAGGCUCAGAAACAACAGCCGGAGUAACAGAUAAACGCGAACAGUUCGAGUUUGCAACCGAGCUACCUGACUUAUGGCGCGUGGGUCUUCCUCUUUAUGAAAGGUUGAAAGGACCGAACCAGUGGCCGUCGCAAGACCCAUCUCUUCGAACGGUCAUCGAGAGAUAUAUUCGCGAAUUAACAAAUCUCAGCGAGCGAUUCUUACGCUUGGUCGCCGAAGCACUCUCCCUGGACGUUGAGACUCUAUUCUCAUUCCUCUCGGAACAGCACCGUCUCAAGCUAGUCCAUUAUCCCGCCUCAGAUCCUAGUUCAGAUCCCAACAUUCAAGGCGUGGGCCCCCACAAAGAUUCCUCUGGGUGGUGGACAUUUCUUCUCCAAGCAUCACCUCCAACUGUGAAGGGUUUACAGGCUCUUAACAAGACAGGUGAAUGGAUCGACAUCCCUGUCAUCGAAGAUACGUUCGUUGUGAAUAUUGGACAGGCUUUUGAGGUGGUUACCCAUGGUGUGUGUAAGGCGACAACUCAUCGUGUGUUAUCAGGUCCGUCGGAGAGGUAUAGUGUGCCCUUUUUCCAGGGUGUUCGGGGAAGUCUGACGAAGGAGGAGGCGGUUGAGACUCUAAGGAAUCAUUUUGCUAUACAAAAGAUGGCGCUGGAGGCGUCGGAGGGUGCGAGUGUUGACUCGGCCUUUUUGAGGGGCAGGUAUGAUACUUGGGUUGAAAUCAAGGAUUGA
Penicillium samsonianum is the source of this 984-nucleotide messenger RNA. Its product is annotated as isopenicillin N synthase family dioxygenase. The transcript has 3 exons. NCBI's taxonomy places the organism in Eukaryota, Fungi, Ascomycota, Eurotiomycetes, Eurotiales, Aspergillaceae. Bases 1 to 984 code for a protein of 327 amino acids. The record is from RefSeq and is a predicted model, not a curated record.